Messenger RNA from Pleuronectes platessa (European plaice), 1115 nucleotides. It is a transcript of the gene prrt2, whose product is annotated as proline-rich transmembrane protein 2. NCBI's taxonomy places the organism in Eukaryota, Metazoa, Chordata, Actinopteri, Pleuronectiformes, Pleuronectidae. The record is from RefSeq and is a predicted model, not a curated record. Gene Ontology annotation, cellular component: membrane. The transcript is spliced from 5 exons. The coding region runs from base 284 to 964 and encodes 226 amino acids.
CCACCCCGCCGUCCAAGAGGCUGCUCAUCCAUCCAUCCCAACAACACACUGCGCUGCAACGAGACGCUCCACCAGCGUUCACACGCACCACAACAACAACACAACUCUGCACGUCUGCUGGAUGUUGAGAUGCUCGGUGGAGUCUGAUGCUGUUCUUCCUUCCUCCUGAAACGAACGCCAGCACGAUGCCAGAGCCCGGGAUGGAGCGACUGGAUUAAUAAAAGAAAGGCAGCGCAAAUAGGACUGGUCCACAAACAGAGGCUUCAUUUUGCCAGCAGUCAACAUGGCCGUGAACAUGCUCCCAUCUCCUGCGUGGUCCGGGGAGGAACAACCAUCGCUGCUGGACCAGGACGCCUCUCAGUCAAGCCAAGCCUCCGUCUCCUUCUCCAUGCCCUGCCCACAGCUGUCCAUCGGUGAACCCCUCAUCCACGGCGGCAGCAGCCCGGCCAGCACGCGGCCCCCCCGCAGCAAAUCCAAAGGAGAGCUGGUCAUCGUCAUCAACGAGAAACUGCAGAACAGUAAUGGGAUUCAUCCAGUUCCUGCAGAAACCACCUCUCCAGUCAUCUCCUCUCCUCCCAGAAGACAACACUCCAUCUCCUCUUACCCCCAUCACAACAAGACCAGGAAGGGCAGCAGGGCCAGCUCCAUCGGCUACACCGCCUUUUCCCCGAGGCCGUCCAUUUCUCGCCACUCCAGCAUCGCCACCGUCCCGCCCCUGGACCGCACCAAGGUGAAGGACUACCUCCUGCUGUCCGUGCUGGCCUGCUUCUGCCCCGUCUGGCCCAUAAACAUCGUGGGAUUCGUCUACUCCAUCAUGGCCAAGAACAGCCUGGAGCAGGGAAACCUGGACGGUGCCGUGCGCCUGGGCCGCGUGGCCAAGAUGCUCUCCAUCGUUUCACUGGUUGGAGGGACGUUCAUCAUCAUCGCCUGCAUUGUCAACCUGGCCAUAAAUGUGAAAACCUGAGUUUCAUCCCAGGGUGAAACUGGAUAGGACAACUGACCGACUGGCCCUCACCUGCACCACCGUCUUUACCACCUAGUCAUUACCUGGAUGUGUGACCAAUAUACACCCAAUAUACUCAUAUUUCUGUAAUCUAUAGAGGUCCUUUUUCGCC